Xenopus laevis (African clawed frog) is the source of this 2336-nucleotide messenger RNA. RefSeq names its product occludin/ELL domain containing 1 gene 2 L homeolog (gene ocel1.2.L). The record is from RefSeq and is a predicted model, not a curated record. Bases 173 to 1687 code for a protein of 504 amino acids. Gene Ontology annotation, molecular function: cis-regulatory region sequence-specific DNA binding. Gene Ontology annotation, cellular component: membrane; transcription elongation factor complex; plasma membrane. Gene Ontology annotation, biological process: bicellular tight junction assembly; positive regulation of transcription elongation by RNA polymerase II; snRNA transcription by RNA polymerase II. NCBI's taxonomy places the organism in Eukaryota, Metazoa, Chordata, Amphibia, Anura, Pipidae. The transcript is spliced from 9 exons.
CAAAGAAAGGUGGAAAAGUCAGAGGGAGGGAGGAAAGAGUAAAAACAGGCGGUCAGGGAGGGAAAGCAGACGGAAAGGGAGAACAGAGUGAAAGAAAGAACAGCCAAGAAUGUCACAGAACCAGACUGAAUACUGAGAAGGAAGUAUGAUUUGACAGGGUCCGACUGCCACAAUGUACAAUCACAGCCGAUACGGCAGCCCUCCAGUCUACAGCCCCCCAAGUGCUUAUCAUCACCAAAACAGCCAUGCUCCUGGAUCUCUUGCUUACCGCAUCCAAUCUCCCCAUCCCAACUCAUUCUACCAAGAGGAUAUACCUCCACAAAAUUUCUACAAAUGGAACUCUCCGCCUGGGAUUGUCCGAAUCUUACAGGGAACUAUAGUUUUUCUCUGUGUGGCAAUCUUUGCCUGUGUGGCUUCCACUUUGGCUUGGGAAUAUAACUAUGGGGGUAUGGGUUCUCUGGGAGGAAUGGGGGGCUAUUAUGGAGGGUAUGGAGGCUAUGGAGGUUAUGGUUAUGGAAAUGGAUAUGGCUAUGGUUCUAACUAUGGCAUGACUAAUCCUCAAGCUGCAAGCGGCUUUAUGAUGGCCAUGACUGUGCUGACUUUCAUUGCUAACCUUGGGCUAUUUAUAGCAAGUGUAUCCAAAACUAGUGGGUCCAGGUCACGAAAGUUCUUUAUGAUUAUACUAGUACUAAGUGCAGUUCUAGCCAUAAUGGACCUCAUUGCCACAGUUGUCUAUAUAGUUGGGGUUAAUCCACGGUCCCAGAUGGGUGGCAGCUACUACUACAGUCAAAUGAUGAUGAUGUGUAACCAGAUUUACUCCCCUGUGUCUUCUGGAAUAGGCUUUACCAAUCAGUAUCUUUAUCACUACUGCAUGGUGGAUCCACAGGAGGCCAUUGCGAUUGUCUGUGGAUUUAUCAUAGUCAUUUUAAUGUGUGUUACAUCCUUCUUCGCUUCGAAGACAAGACGCAAAAUCUGGCAGUAUGGACAACCAAACAUUAACUGGGAUAAACCUGUCACCGCUUUUCAGGAGGGGCCCAAUGUGGAGGAAUGGGUUAAGAAUGUUCCAGAUAUGCCCCCAGAUGACACAGCCACGCUAAUUUAUUCUGAGAAACCCCAAAGUCCAGUUAAGGCUUUGAGCAACAACAGUAUCUAUAAACCACCGGUAGAUACCUUUGAAGCAAGAGAAUCACCACCAAUGAGCAGCUCUCCUGUGUCAGACAGUGAACCCCAGGAGCAGAGCAGAAGCAGACCUCCAGUGAGAAGGGGCAGAAGAAGGAGGCGUAACCCCGAGCUGGAUGAAUCUCAGUAUGAAACAGAUUAUACUACAGCUGUGGAAUCUGGUGAUGACAGAGAUCUUGGAGAAUGGAACAGUCUAUACCCUGCAAUUGAGUCAGACAGUCAACGCCAGGAAUAUAAACGGGAAUUUGACACGGAUUUGCGUCGUUACAAAGUGAUGUGUGCGGAGAUGGAUGAUAUCAACAAUCAAUUGCAGCAACUCAGCAAACAGUUGGAUGGGCUCACAGAGGGUACCACACAGUACCAGGGGGUUGCUGAGGAGUACAACAGACUGAAGGAUCUUAAAAGAACCCCUGAUUACCAAACCAAGAAAAUGGAGACAAAACAACUUCGCAACAAGCUUUUUCACAUAAAAAGGAUGGUGAACAAUUACGACAAGUCAAGGGGUUAGGGAAAGCAGAACAACAGGCACCCACAAGAGGGCAGCAUGGCCUAUAUAAUAUAGAUAUAUAUAAGGACUCUACAGAAUGGACUGCAUAUUUCAACCAACUCAUCAUAAAUCCACAGUCUCACAUGAUGCUGUGUGGGCUUCUUUCUUGCGCAAAAUUAUAUUUUUUACAUUUUCUUGUUUUAUUAGCUAUAGAUGGUUUGGGUCAGUGAGAAUGAAAGUGAUUAAACCAAAUGCAAUGCUGCAUAUAUUUCACAAGAGCUGUGUUUUUUCACUAAGGCCUGUUAAGAAUGUUCGGAGCUGGUACAGUAGCAACUAUCAUUGUAUUUAACUUAAUAUGGGUAUCUGUAGCAUUGCCUAAUCACAUUGCCAGUUGAAGAUACUGUAAAGGGCAUUUUAUAUGCUAAACUACUUUCUUUCUGAUUAGUCCUGACACAUUGUUUCCUAAACCUCAAAAUGCUAUCUGCAAAAGACUGUCUUUCCUGCCAGGCACUAAAAUUAGGAGAAAUUCAUUGAACAGCACGAAAAACACACAUGAAACUAAGAUAGUCCCCAUUUUAAACGUUUAAGUUAACAUUUAGUAUGUUUAAGAAUGACUAAUUUGAAGAAACUUUCCAAUUGGCCUUGAUAUUUUCAUUAUUUAUAGUUUUGC